CACGAAAAAAAUAACAUCACCCAUCUGUGUGCUAUCUGUGUUUGCUUCGUAGUGCUGUGGGGAAAAAACUAUUAUAAGAUGUGCUGUGACGUGCUAGUAAAAUCUCUGUAGAAUUUGGGCGAUUUGCUAAACAGAAUCCACCUACACCACACGCUAUCCUUCAACCGAGAGCGCCCCAAAGGCACGCACGGCCCUGAAAAUGUUUCGGAGUCGGAGCUGGUUUGGGGGCGGAUGGAAUCGUCCCAAAAAUCGUCUAUCACUUGAUCAUCUAAAGUACUUGUACAGCGUACUGGAGCGCAAUACGACCGUGUCGGAAAGCAACCGAGGAUUGCUGGUGGAAUCGUUACGUUCGAUAGCGGAAAUCUUGAUCUGGGGCGACCAAAAUGAUUCGUCCGUGUUCGACUUCUUUCUGGAAAAGAACAUGCUGUCGUACUUUCUGCACAUAAUGCGCCAGAAGAGCGGCGGAUCGAGUUUCGUGUGCGUGCAGCUGCUGCAAACGCUGAACAUCCUGUUCGAAAACAUUCGUAACGAGACGUCACUGUACUACUUGCUUAGCAACAACCUGGUCAAUUCGAUCAUCGUACACAAGUUUGAUUUCUCCGACGAGGAUGUCAUGGGCUACUACAUACUCUUCCUAAAAACGUUGAGCCUGAAGCUCAACACGCACACGAUACAUUUCUUCUACAAUGAGCAUACGAACGACUUUCCGCUCUACACGGAAGCGAUCAAAUUUUUCAACCACCCCGAGUCGAUGGUACGCAUCGCCGUGCGUACAAUCACCUUGAACGUGUACCGGGUGCAAAACCCGAACAUGCUGCAGUUCAUACGGGACAAAACGGCCGCACCGUACUUUAGCAAUCUAGUAUGGUUCAUAGGGAAACAUAUCCUGGAAUUGGACAACUGCGUACGCAACGACAUUGACCACCAAUCCCAGCAUCGCCUAGCAAACCUUGUAGCGGAACAUUUGGAUCAUCUACACUAUCUGAACGAUAUUCUCUGUCUCGAUAUUGCCGAUCUGAAUGCCGUCCUGACCGAACAUCUUCUUCACAAGCUGUUCGUACCGUUGUACAUAUUCUCCCUCACACCCUCACCGCCCAUGUCGAUGGCCGUCGUGACCUGCAACCUGGCCGCCGUCCUGAACAAGGUCGUCGAUAUAGACAUCAAGGAGAUGAACAAUCCGCGUGUGGCCAGUGUCGUGGCACUGUUUCUGCUGUCGCUCGUGUUUCUUGUCGUAACGCACCGGCCGCUCAUCAAUGCGCUCACCUGGGUCAUCCUCAAUGCGGACCAUACCGUGUUUAAGGAGGGUGCAGCACAGGUACUGAACGCGUACAUCGACAACCGGGAGGUGGUAGCGUUGGGAUUCGUUCAACCGGUUGAAAGUCUGGAGGAAGCGCUGGAAAGCACGGUACCGUCUACCGCGGCUUACGGCGUUGACCAGCUGCAUCUGGCAGAUGAGCGGGCGGCCAGUGGUAGCAACAAAAGCCCGAACAAUAGUAGUAGCAGCAGUAGCAGCAAAAGCCAGGCCAGCACUAGCAGCAGUACAUCCACCAGCAAUGAACCACCCAUAUCGAAUUCUCCUAGUUCGCCAACCCUUUCGGAGGAGAUCGAAAAGGUAAACAUCACGGACGAGGAAAAGGAGAAGCUCCUGCUCAACGCGUACCGAACGCCGGAAACGAAUCGGCCCUUUCUCGAUAUGGUCCUAUCCUCACUCGAUUGCACCGAGAACGAUUUUCUGGCCCUGCUAGCCUUGUGUUUGCUGUAUGCGCUCGCCAACAACAAAGACGGCGUCAACUCGGAAUGGUUGGAGAUUGUGCUGAAUCGCUCGUCACCUUCAAAUCGCACCCAGUACAACGUCAUACUGAUCGAGAAGCUGCUGCAGAUAGUCAACAUUUCUAGCCAACCUUCCUGUCGAAUACGGCUAGUUACCACGGAACUAGCAUUGAAGCUACUCGGCCAGAUAAUCGGUACCGGGGCGGAAGAGUCAACCGCAUCCGUGCCGGAAGAGUAUCUGUCUUCGCUCCACCUAUCCCGCAAUCAAGCGAUGAAUGUGCUGAAAAAUUUCUACAAAUCAGAGGACAUUUUCUUGGACCUUUUCGAAGACGAAUACAACGAGAUGGUUAAAGCCACGUUAAACGUGGAAUUUCUCUGCAAUGAUUCGACCAUACUUUUACCCCCGACCGGAACACCGCUGACGGGGAUCGGAUUCACACGGCGCUUACCGUGCGGAGAGGUUGAGAAGGCACGGCGUGCGAUUCGUGUGUUCUUCUUGCUGCGCCGAAUGUGUCAGUCAAUAUCGGGCGAGAAGGAGACACUGCUGCCGCUCACCAAUCCGGGCCAAUGUGUUCAAAUAGAUAAUGCGCUUGAUUUGAAUAAUAGUGAUCUUAUCGCCUGUACCGUCGUCAUGCGAGACGGAACCAAGUAUCGGCGGUUUUUGGUGAUGGAUAUCCUGCAGCUGAUACUGGUGGAACCGGACCGGGAACGGCUGGGAUGGGGUGUGGCGAAAUUCGUUGGCUUUCUGCAGGACGUGGAAGUGAACGGGGAUAAGGAAGAUUCGCGCAGUCUCCACCUAACGAUCCACCGGGGCGGUGCGACUAACAAUCGUACGCCCAUUCUGUCGGCAAAGUUUAUGUUCGACGAUCAUAUUCGUUGCAUGGCAGCUAAGCAGCGGCUGACGAAGGGACGGAGCAAAGCGCGGCAAAAGAAAAUGUUUCAAAUAGCGCAGCUGCUGGAAAUUCCGGGCCAGCUGAACGAGUCGUCGUUUCCCUCGCUGUCGGCGGGAGGAUCGUCGGCCGGCGGUACACCUGCGCUACGACAUGGAUCGUCCAGUCGUCAGGGACGAGAGCAUCGGCCUCUGUUUUCAACCAGCAAUCGGGUGCCAGGAGUGGCGGCGGCUUUAAGGCGAGACAGUAUGCCAUCGGGGAGCGUUAGCCGGGUGCAGAUGAGUGCGAGUCGCUCAACAGAAGGCGAACCAACUGGCGCACGCAGAAAGCUAACCACUGGACCGGCAACACGCCGGGAAAGCAGUCAACCAAUUGGCACUGGGGCGAGUGGGAUGAAAUCGCGCGACAAUUCGCGCAACCGUUCGAGUACACCGCGCUCGCGAGAAUCGAGCCCCCGCAUACCGAGACCGCGGUCGGAGGAAAUACCGCUGGAAGAUUUUCGUCGCUCACAAAACUCUAGUCCCGUGUCGCGCAACUCGUCCAACAAUCCAUCCCGUUCGCAUACUCCCUCCCGACUGACGCUAGAACCGCUCAGCGUGGUUAACAUCUCGUCGAGCACGGGAGGCAAUGGAAACGGGAACGGUGGCAACGUCAGUGUGCUGAGCGGUGCCGUAAAAGAUCCGAUCAUUCCCAAUGUUUUGCUAGCUGGUACGAUUAGCCCCGCACCGAUCAUAACACCGCUACCCGCAACCGUCGUGCCGUCGGAGCUAAGCCCAACAUCGGAGGAAACGUCGUUCAUUGCAAACGAAGAGCGCCAGAAGAAGCGUGGAGUGAUCGAAACGGUUUGAGAACGUACCGUGAUGGUGCUGUAUGUGCUGUUGUUAAAGCGCGAGCAAGGUUUCUGGCGGCGGUAUUCUUCCUUUGUAUUUAUUUCAGUUACAGUAACGAAUAGGUUUUUAUUGUUGAGAUUUUAAAAUGUUCGGUUGGUUUAGAAAAUAAAUUACUCAAAUGUGGCAGAAACGA
Molecule: messenger RNA, 3683 nt
Organism: Anopheles stephensi (Asian malaria mosquito)
Lineage: Eukaryota; Metazoa; Arthropoda; Insecta; Diptera; Culicidae
Gene: ema
Product: protein CLEC16A homolog
Exons: 11
Coding region: 200-3508 (1102 amino acids)
Biological process (GO): endosome to lysosome transport; regulation of autophagosome maturation; endosomal transport
Cellular component (GO): late endosome; endolysosome membrane
Source: RefSeq, a predicted model, not a curated record